AUGGCAGCCCACACCGAGGCCGCCGCCGGCGGCCGCGGGGCCCUUGCCAAGGUCUCCCUCUCGUCGGUCUCGGCCGCCAUGGCGGAGGCCUCCACCUACCCCUUAGACGCAGUCAAGACGCGCCUCCAGCUCCACCGCAUCCCCGGCGGUGCGGGCGGGCGCGGCGUAAUCCGGGUCGCGGCCGAGCUCGUCCGCGAUGGCGGGGCUUACCGGGGCUUCUCCCCCGCCGUCCUCCGCCACCUGAUGUACACCCCGCUGCGCAUCGUGGGGUACGAGCAUCUCCGGUCCACCCUCGCUAGCGAGGGGCGGGAGGUUGGCCUUUUUGAGAAGGCGCUCGCUGGGGGACUCUCCGGCGUUGCCGCGCAGCGCCCAAUUAAGCAACCGAUUGAUGUACAUGCAAAUACAGUGGUUACGAAUGUGACUCGUGAAUACCAAAUCUUGCAGGUGGUGUCAAGCCCUGCUGACCUCAUGAAGGUAAGGAUGCAAGCAGACAGCAGGAUAUUGAACCAAGGCAUUCAACCACGGUACACUGGAAUCGCAGAUGCUUUCACUAAAAUCAUACGAGCGGAGGGCUUUCGGGGACUUUGGAAGGGGGUUGUUCCAAAUGCACAGAGGGCAUUUCUUGUCAACAUGGGUGAAUUGACAUGCUACGAUCAGGCAAAGCGUCUCAUCAUUCGCAAGCAGAUUUGCGAUGACAAUCUUUAUGCUCACACAUUGGCCUCUGUCGCGUCGGGGCUGUCUGCGACAACCUUGAGCUGCCCAGCGGAUGUAAUCAAAACAAGGAUGAUGAACCAAGGGAAGGAGGGUAAAGCUAUGUACAGGAGUUCUUACGAUUGCUUGGUCAAGACUGUCAGACAUGAGGGCGUAACGGCACUGUGGAAGGGUUUCUUGCCUACAUGGGCAAGGCUUGGCCCAUGGCAGUUUGUGUUCUGGGUUUCCUACGAGAAACUGCGCCAAGCAUCAGGUAUUUCAUCAUUUUGA
Messenger RNA from Miscanthus lutarioriparius, 981 nucleotides. The record is from the annotation of a GenBank genome assembly. Lineage: Eukaryota; Viridiplantae; Streptophyta; Magnoliopsida; Poales; Poaceae.